Fragaria vesca subsp. vesca is the source of this 1936-nucleotide messenger RNA. RefSeq lists its product as uncharacterized. Gene Ontology annotation, molecular function: zinc ion binding. The record is from RefSeq and is a predicted model, not a curated record. NCBI's taxonomy places the organism in Eukaryota, Viridiplantae, Streptophyta, Magnoliopsida, Rosales, Rosaceae. The transcript is spliced from 8 exons. Bases 432 to 1865 code for a protein of 477 amino acids.
UUCAUAUCGAUUUAAUCUCUGCUUCGGGUUUCUGACUAAGUAUUAUUUAUUUAAUCUAAGCUAAAGCUAAAGAAUUGACCAGAUUCCAGGCGCACUAUGAGAAUGGAUUAGUGAGUGUUGUUGUUGGAGUGGUGUGGCAGUGAGCAGUAGGCUCUCACAGUUAGUCACUCAGUCCCUACCACCUUUUGCCAUAAAUGAAUUGAAGCAGCUGCUGCUGCUCCAAGCAUCUUCCUUUCAUUUCAACUCCCUUAUUUACUUCUCUUCCCUCUCUCCCACAUCUCUCCCACCUCUCCCAUUCCCAUGAUAUAACACUCUCUCUCUCUAAGUUUGCUGGGGUUGGAUAUAUCAUAUAUGGUUGGAGUUGCUCCCUGAAGAGUUUUGUGUUCUGGGUUUUGAUUGUUUUGGGUUGAUAUUGGUGUUGUGUUGAGGGAAUGGCAACUGAGGAAAAGCACGUGGGUGAGGGGAAUCAUGAGAAUUCAAGCCAAGGGGCACUUGUUGCUUCUCCAGUUCAUCAAAAGGUUGAAGAAUCAGUAGGAAUAAUUCAAGUAACACCUCAAGUUCAUCCAUGGAAGCGACAAAAUCUUCACCUGGAGAUACCCUCAAGAACAGAAGAAGAUGGAGUUCAGGAUUUUGUUGCAAUAAAGAUGCCUCCAACACCAAGUCCCACCCCUAGGAAAGUAAAUUUUAAUCUUACUCCAGGAUCAAGUGAUGCAAGAACUAGUGGAUCUCCAGGCCCCUCUUCAUCCAAAGGAAAAUCUUGUAAAAGAUCUCUUUUUCCGAAACUAAGCUUCAAGAAUCGAAGUUCCUCAGAUGUAGAGAAGGCUGUCAACCCAGCUUCAGAAGGUUCACCUGCAGGGCCACCACGGGAAAAGCCUUCCAUAUCAAGGUCAAUGUCCCUUACCAAGCUAUUCACUCCGCGGAUAAAGAGAACAUCAUCUCUACCUGUAACUCCUAUUGCAUCUUCACUCCCAGACUCUACACAUGGUGGAAGUGUUGGUGGCUCUCUAAAUUCAGCAAGAAAAGGAGCUCGACAGAUAGCUCGCUCACUUUCAGUUCCAAUCAACCCUAAAGAGAAGGUUGCCUUAAGGAGGAUGGAUUCCUUUUUCCGUGUAAUUCCUUCCACUCCUCGGGUGAAGGAAGGGGAUGCAAUAUUGAUUACUUCCCCAAAAGCGGAUGCUGGAAAUGAUGAUGACAAUGGUGAAGACAUAUCUGAAGAAGAGGCUGUCUGCAGAAUUUGUCUAGUUGAACUUUGUGAAGGGGGUGAGACCCUCAAAAUGGAAUGCAGUUGCAAAGGUGAACUUGCUCUGGCCCAUCAGGAAUGUGCUGUAAAAUGGUUUAGUAUCAAAGGUAACAAGACCUGUGAUGUAUGCAAGCAAGAGGUUCUAAACCUGCCUGUCACUCUAUUACGAAUACAAAGUGUUCGAGCUCGAAAUACUGGAAGUACAUUUCUGCAGGAAGAUGCUAACGGUUACAGGGUUUGGCAGGAAGUGCCUGUGCUUGUCAUUGUUAGCAUGCUUGCCUACUUUUGUUUUCUUGAACAGCUACUGGUUGAGAAAAUGGGUACGGGUGCAAUUGCUGUCUCUCUUCCAUUUUCUUGUGUACUGGGACUCCUUUCAUCAAUGACCUCAUCAACCAUGGUCAAAAGAAGAUUUGUCUGGGUCUAUGCGUCGGUUCAGUUUGCUCUGGUGGUUUUAUUUGCACAUAUAUUUUACUCGUUGGUCCGGGUGCAAGCAGUUCUUUGCAUUCUCCUGGCAACAUUUGCCGGACUGGGUGUUGCGAUGAGUGGGAGUUCCAUAAUUGUCGAGGUCUUGAGAUGGAGAAGAAGAUGGCAGAGUCGCUCCGAGCAAAGCCAUAGCCAAUCCUAAAGUGUUAUCAGCAUCUGCUGAACUAGAAAAUGCAGGCACUUUGAUUCAUACCCAAUUACCCAUCAAUGCUU